AUGCUUCUUUCUUUUCACACGUCUUUUUCUUUCUUUCUUUCUUUCUUUCUUUCUUUCUUUCUUUCUUUCUUUCUUUCUUUGCAUUUUUCAUUUUUUAAUAAUACUCUUUACCAACGUUUCUUUAUUUUUUCCUUUUUUUCAUACGUCUCUUUCUUUCUUUCUUUCUUUCUUUCUUUCUUUCUUUCUUUCUUUAUCUAUCUAUCUAUCUAUCUAUCUAUCUAUCUAUCUAUCUAUCUAUCUAUCUACUCUUACAUUAUUUCUAUUAUUUUACAUUUCCUUCUGUAUAUUUCUUUGUCUUUCAUUAGAUUUCCUCAUUUUUCCUUUUUCCUCUUUUUUGCUCUUUUUAAAUCAUAUUUCCAUGAGUCUUCUCUUUCUUCCAAGAAAAUCGAUUAUUUUUCUUCUUUUUUUUUUAAUUGCUCUUUUUCAAUCGACCUCAUUCUCUCGGGCAACGAUAAUGCAGAUUUCAUUUCGGUAUGA
This is a messenger RNA of Acanthosepion pharaonis, 477 nucleotides long. Lineage: Eukaryota; Metazoa; Mollusca; Cephalopoda; Sepiida; Sepiidae. The record is from the annotation of a GenBank genome assembly.